Stegastes partitus (bicolor damselfish) is the source of this 4497-nucleotide messenger RNA. RefSeq names its product amyloid beta (A4) precursor-like protein 2 (gene aplp2). The record is from RefSeq and is a predicted model, not a curated record. The transcript is spliced from 17 exons. Gene Ontology annotation, molecular function: serine-type endopeptidase inhibitor activity; transition metal ion binding; heparin binding. Bases 223 to 2493 code for a protein of 756 amino acids. Gene Ontology annotation, biological process: central nervous system development; axonogenesis. NCBI's taxonomy places the organism in Eukaryota, Metazoa, Chordata, Actinopteri, Pomacentridae. Gene Ontology annotation, cellular component: membrane.
ACAUUUCCAGAGGAGAGACCGACACUCUCAGUCCCCUCCAACAUUUUCUGUCGAGCUCGGGUAACCAAACAAGCGGAGCAGGACGCGCUCUGCCUCGGACAGAUCCGAUCCGAAGAUCCCCCAAGGACUUGUUUUGCUCUUCGUUCUCCCGGAGGUCACCUUACAAAUAUAGCUCACAGGAUAUAAGUUAUUUACAGUAGCAUAACCGGAGCUCCCUGGAAGAUGGGUUCAGUCCCAGCGAUAUCUGUCCUCAUUUUGGGCAUUGUGGUUCCUGCGCUGGCCGGCUACAUUGAGGCGCUAGCGGCCAAUGCCGGCACAGGGUUCGCCGUGGCCGAGCCGCAGGUGGCCAUGUUCUGUGGAAAGCUCAACAUGCACGUCAACAUUCAAACCGGCCGCUGGGAGCCCGACCCAUCCGGAACCAAGAGCUGCGUAGGAACCAAAGAGGGCGUGCUGCAGUACUGCCAGGAGAUGUAUCCAGAGCUCCAGAUCACAAACGUGGUGGAGGCCAACCAGCCGAUUCGCAUCGAGAACUGGUGCAAGAAGGAGAAGAAGGUGUGCAAAGGCCACGCCCACAUCGUGGUGCCUUACAAAUGCUUAGUGGGCGAGUUUGUGAGUGACGUGCUUCUGGUUCCAGAAAAGUGCAAGUUCUUCCACAAAGAGCGUAUGGACAUGUGCGUGAGCCAUCAGCAGUGGCACGGUGUGGCCAAAGAGGCCUGUGCCAAGAGCACCAUGGUGCUGCACAGCUACGGCAUGCUGCUGCCCUGUGGCAUCGACAAGUUCCACGGCACCGAGUACGUGUGCUGCCCGUCCUCUCGCGUCGGGGAGUCGGCCCCGCCGUCGCUGCCCUCGCAGGAGGACGACAUGGACGAGGAGGUAGAGGACGAGGAGAUCGACAUGGUGGACAUGGUGGACGAGGAGGCCGAGGAGGAGAGCGAGACUCCAGCUGACGAGCAGCCCACGCAAAAGGAGGAGCCGGUGGACGAGGAGGAGGAGGACGAGGAGGAGGAGGACGAGGAGGAGUACCACUACGUCUACGAGGACGAGGAGGCAGAUAAGGAGGACGAGGAUGAGAAGAAAGAGAGCAGCAAGAUGUCAGAGAGCCAGGACGAGGACAAGACCUUACAAGAAGUGAAAGCGGUGUGCACCCUGGAGGCUGAGACGGGCCCCUGUCGGGCCUCCAUGCCCCGCUGGCACUUCGACAUGAGCCAGAGGAAGUGCGUUCGCUUCAUAUACGGGGGCUGCGCCGGCAACCGCAACAAUUUCGACUCAGAGGAGUACUGCAUGGCCGUGUGCAAGCGCCUGAUCAUGCCGCCGACCCCACAGCCCACCGACGACGUGGACAUCUACUUCGAGACGCCCGCCGACGACAAGGAGCACAGCCGCUUCCAGAGAGCCAAAGAGCAGCUGGAGAUCAGACACCGCAACCGCAUGGAGAGGGUAAGAAAAGAGUGGGAGGAGGCUGAUCGCCAGGCUAAGAACCUGCCCAAGGCCGAGAGGCAGACAUUGAUCCAGCACUUCCAGGCCAUGGUGGAGUCCCUGGAAGAGGAGGCAGCCAGCGAGAAGCAGCAGCUGGUGGAGACUCACCUCGCCCGGGUGGAGGCCAUGCUGAACGACCGCCGCCGUCUGGCCCUGGAGAACUACCUGGCCGCCCUGCAGGCCGACCCCCCCAGGCCCCAUCGCAUCCUGCAGGCCCUGAGACGGUACGUUCGCGCCGAGAACAAGGACCGCCAGCACACCAUCCGCCACUACCAGCACGUCCUGGCUGUGGAUCCUGAGAAAGCAGCUCAGAUGAAGUCACAGGUGAUGACCCACCUGCGGGUGAUCGAGGAGAGGAUGAACCAGAGUCUGUCUCUGCUCUACAAAGUUCCAUACGUGGCCGAAGAGAUUCAGGAUGAGAUCGACGAGCUGCUGCAGGAGCAGAAAGCUGACAUGGACCAGUUCCUGUCGUCCAUCUCCGAGUCGCAGCCGGACGUCACCGUGUCGUCGGAGGAGAGCGUGGAAGUCCCCAUGUCCGAGGGCAAACCCUACCGGCCCAUCCAGGUCACAUCGCUGGGGUCCCGCUCAGAGCCGGAGGGCUCCGCCAUGUCCGGGUUAGACGGUCUCAUCGGUGCGGAGGAGAGAAUCAUCAACAGCAAACCCAAGAUCAGCGAAAACGUGGUGAUUGAUGAGUCACUGGAUGUUAAAGAAGUGGUUUACAGUGCAGAGAGAGUCAGCGUUAUGCAUGAUGAUGAGCUGGAGUCGUACCGGCCCCUGGGAGAGGACUUCAGCUUCGGCAGCAGCGCUCUGAUUGGCCUGCUGGUGAUCGCGGUGGCCAUAGCAACGGUGAUUGUGAUCAGCCUGGUGCUGCUGAGGAAAAGGCAAUACGGCACCAUCAGCCACGGCAUCGUGGAGGUGGACCCCAUGCUGACACCGGAGGAGCGACACCUGAACAAGAUGCAGAACCACGGCUACGAGAACCCCACCUACAAAUACCUGGAGCAGAUGCAGAUCUAACCGGAGCCUACAGGGAGGGGGCGCUGCGGAGCCAGACCGAGGACGGGCAACCGAGGGGGAACAUACUACUGACCAAUAACACAUGAUGCUAUUGUUAAAAAAGAAAAAAGAAAAAAAUCAUUUGCAUACAUCCAAAACUCCAUUUACUGGUUUGUUCGGAAACAAUCCUUAAAUAAUGCUACUACUUCUACUACUGCUACUAUUGUACUAUAGAGCUCUUUUUGAUCAUGUUUCUUUUGAGAAGGUGAUGUAUCUGCCAAUUUGCAUUAAUGGAAAAUGUGAUUCUGCAGAUUUAUCUGUAAUUAUCAAUACAGCUAUCUCAGAUCAAGAUGUAUAACAUUUCUUCAGACUUUCUUUUUUUUUCGUUGUUGUUUGUUUUUGGAAAGUAAAAAGCAAAUCAAACAAAAUUUUAUUUUAUUUUUUUGACUGGCCAUCAUCAAAAACCAGAAUCCCGUGACACGUUUUUGUUUCCCCAUCACGCGAGUGUCAUAUUUAAUGCAGUUUCUGAUGGUUUUCUCAAAAAAAAAACAAAUUGGUGUUUUAAUUUCUCCUCUCAAUAGAUUGCUUGUAUAUGAAGGUUCUUUGUACCGAUUAUAAAAAAAAAACAACAACAAAUGUUUAGUGAAACGACAACAAAUGAGAAAAAAAAAACAAAAAAAAAAAUGAAAUCAUGACUUAUUUACUUUCUGUUCUUUGUUAUGAUAACAGACAAAAUAUACAUAUACGAUUUAAAUAUAUAUAUAUAAGAGUAGAUGUUUUUAUUCCACCUUUUUUUCCCAGGGAAGAUUGUUGGUUUAAGGGUUCUUUAGCUCGACGUGUUUGCAGGCGCGCUGUUGGAAAGGUGUGUGUGCACAGGCCCUCCCAGCUCAAACACCACACACACACACACACAAAAAGACCUACUCUGAACCCUUACUAAGUGAAUGUGAUGCUAUAUAUCCCCUCCUACACACACAAACACAACCUUUGUAUCGGUAGGGAAGCUUGUGUAAACCAGUAGAUUAAAUACUUAUUGACGUGUGUUACAUAGUUGAAUGUAUUGUGGAAGCUUUUUUUCCAUACUAUGUAUCUGGCAGGUUCCCUUGAGGAUUUUAAUGUAGCGUCGAUGAUGAAAGUGUGGUGUUUUUUUUGGAGGGGGUUGGGGGGCUGUUUGAAAACAAAAGUAGAUUAAUCAAUUAAUUCGGGGGAUGACGUACACACACACACACACACACACACACAGCUGGUUUUUGCUGGUCAGAUGUAGAAACACAGGGCCGGACCAGAGGCGCAAAAUUCAAACCUGAGGGUGUGCAGCUGAUUCUGACUAGUUUUUCUCAAACCCAAAUAUAUUUGAGGAUUGGAACAGUUUUUUUUUUUUAUUUCCUGGAUUUUGCGGAUUCGGACCCCCCACCCCCUCCAAGAAAAACCUCGGUCCGGCCCUGGAUCGAAGUCACCCGGAGACACUUGGGAGCUGGAGGGCUGUGCAGGCAGACAGAGACACACAGAAAGACGAGGCUUGGAGAGCUGGUUUCUGAAGAAAAAAUUAAGCAAAACUUGUGUAUUUUUACAGGUAGAGAACGACACAAACAAGUAAACUGAGUCCUAGAAUCCCCCUUUUCUCUCUCUCUCUCUCUCUCUCUCUUUCUCUCCAUCUAUCUCUAUCUCUCUCUAUCUUAGUAUUGUCUUUGUAUGCCUGUAUAGUUGAUGUUGCAAUCAUGGCUUUUUUCCAGAGGAUUACCUGUGGUGUGCAUUGUUCUUAUAUGAAAUGAUAUGAUAUAUAUUUUUAAGUUUGUUUUCUUGUUUUCUAUUUUUUCUCUUCCUGUGACAGUAUCUCUGUAUGUGACUGUCUCACUAUGCACCCAAACAGCUUCGAUCUUGUAACUGCCUGCUUGAUUGUGGGAGGGGACUGGGAACUAAUAUAAUAUACAUAUUAGUGAUUUAAAAACAUUUGAUUGACACCAAUGGAAACAGAUUUAUGGUUACAAGGGGGAUACACAUCAAUAAACUCACAACUUACAGAUG